Molecule: messenger RNA, 3559 nt
Organism: Corythoichthys intestinalis (scribbled pipefish)
Lineage: Eukaryota; Metazoa; Chordata; Actinopteri; Syngnathiformes; Syngnathidae
Gene: rangap1b
Product: Ran GTPase activating protein 1b
Exons: 16
Coding region: 278-1948 (556 amino acids)
Biological process (GO): signal transduction; activation of GTPase activity; nucleocytoplasmic transport
Cellular component (GO): nucleus; perinuclear region of cytoplasm; cytosol
Molecular function (GO): small GTPase binding; GTPase activator activity
Source: RefSeq, a predicted model, not a curated record
GUACACUAUUUUCGAAUUUCACGAUUAUAAGGGACAGAGCGCGUCCUCCCUUGUAAACUCAAUACAGUACGCCUACUUUUGUUUUUAAAUACAAAGUGUUAAAAUGGAUCAAAUAAAUUAUGUUGGGUUAGUUUAAAAACGAAAAAAAUGCUUGAAAAAAAAAAGAAAGGAAACCCGGAAGAGUGACGUCACAAUUUGGGCAACCACCGGCACGCUUGUUUCAGGCCGCACGGCGUGUUUUCGUAAUUAUAUCCGUGAAAUUAGCUUUCAUCGCAUCAUGGCUUCAGAAGACAUCGCCCAGCUGGUCGAUGCUCUUUCCGAAACCCACUUAGGGGAUGGAGAGCUAAGCUAUAAAGGCUUGGGAUUGAAGCUAGACAAUGUGGAGUCAGUGGAAGAGCUGGUCCAAGAGAUCGAACGGUACCAGCAUUUGAGAGCUUUGCGCUUGGAGGGAAACACAUUGGGAGUGGAUGCAGCCAGAGCCAUCGCCAAGGCACUGGAAAGUAAAGAUCGGCUUCAGAGAUGUUACUGGAGUGACCUUUUUACUGGAAGAUUACGCUCUGAAAUCCCAAUAGCUCUGAAAUCCUUGAGCGGUGGAUUGAUGAUCGCGGGUGCCCGUCUGACCGUGCUGGACUUAAGUGACAACGCUUUUGGACCAGAUGGCGUGAAGGGCAUCGAUCAGCUGCUGAGAAGCACCUGCUCCCACACGUUGAGGGAGCUGAGGCUCAAUAACUGUGGAAUGGGAAUCGGGGGAGGAAAAAUCUUGGCAGAAGCACUGAUGGAAUGUCAUAGACAGUCAUCGGAAUCAGGAACGCCACUCGCGCUAAGAGUAUUUGUUGCUGGGAGGAACCGCUUGGAAAAUGAAGGAGCAAGUGCCCUGGCCAGAGCUUUUCAGUUAAUGGGCAGCCUAGAGGAGGUCCACAUGCCCCAAAAUGGCAUCAACCACUCGGGCGUGACUGCUUUAGCAGCGGCCAUGCGGCAUAACAAAGAUCUCCGCGUGCUCAACCUCAACGACAACACCUUCACAAAGAGGGGAACGCUGGCAAUGGCUCAGGCUUUGGGGCACCUGAGGAACGUCCAAGUGAUCAACUUUGGGGACUGCUUGGUACGAUGUGAAGGCGCCAUCGCCCUGGCGGCUGUCCUCAGAGAAGGCUUGCCGAUCCUUAAGGAGCUGAAUCUGUCAUUCGGUGAGAUCACGGACGCAGCGGCUCUCGUGGUGGCUCAGGCGCUCAAGGACAAGCCUCUCUUGGAGAAAGUGGAUCUGAACGGAAACUGGCUGGGUGAGGAGGGCUGUGAGGCUCUAAGGGAAGCGAUGGAGUGCCAGGAUAAAGGAGAUAUCCUGGCUUCACUCAGUGACGAUGAGGGAGAAGCCGAGGAAGAUGACGAACAACACGACAACAGUGACGACGAGGACGACUUAAAGGAAAAUGGAACAACGGCAAACGAAGAGAGUCCUUCGAAAGCCCAUUGUCCGGAAGAAGUCUUCUCUUUUCUGGACUGCCCGUCUACGGAGAAGCUUCUUCAGCUGGGAGAGAUGAGGAAACAUCUAUUACCAGAGGUGAACAUUUUGGAUCUACAGAGGGCUGUGGAUGUCCUCCUAAAAGUGGCUUCUUUGUAUGGCAAGGAACCAGAAGCCAAGGCUAUUGUGCUGGAAACCUUUGACAUGCUGUUAAGAAAGCUCACUGGUUCAACUCUUCAGGCGUACACUAUCUUCUCCACGCUGCUGGUCCUCAUAGGACUCCUCAAGGGAGAAGCCAGGAGCAAAAAGUUGCCACCCAGCCCAGGCCUGGUAUUGUGUUUGGAGCACGCGGUCCAGCAGAACUACUUCGCCCAGGAUCACGCCUUACUUCUUCACACCAUCCUGUCCAAGAACCCCAAAGCCCUCAAGUCAGGCAGAAGUAGCAGCAUAGACAAGUUAAGUUCAGCACUGGAGAAGAAACUCCUGGAUUAACCACCCGCAAACUCACUGGGAAAGUCAAGGCUUCAAUCACCACUUAUUUUUAUCCAUUUGUACAUUUUGUGAAGGCGUGUGUAUUCAUUCAUGCUAGGGUUUUAUAUUUUUCUAGAACAUCCACAAAUACCAGAAAAGGGAGAUGUUUAUCGAGAGGAUGUGGACGUUUACAAGCAACUGGCAGCUUUUUGUUUUGAAAGCGUGCACUUUUGCAAGGGAUUCUCCUCAUUUUUUUCAGGUAUUCCCACAGUCAGCUCGGGAAUUUUGUUGACAGCUUAUUUGAACACCAUACAAAUAAGAACUAAUUAAGCACAUUGAACAAUGUAAGUCGAAAAGUGAACCAAUUCUGUAUGAUUGUCGGUGUCAGAUUUUUUACCUCCGUGAAGUUGGCCCCACCAAUCAGACACGAACCUUUAUUGAAAAAAAAAAAAAGUCAAUCGUUUGUGCUACUUUUGUACUGUAAAAAGUUUUGUUUAUGCUGCUAUCACUUUUAAGAUACUAUUACUUACAAUUCUUUUAUUGGUCAAUCUGAGGUCAACCAGCCCCUCAUUUAGAUUAAAAAUGUCAAAGAGUCAAUCGUUUAUGCUUCGUUUGUGCUGUAAACAUUUUUGUUUGUGCUAUCGUUCUAUAGAAAAUAAGAUAUUAAUUUCAAGUGAUGACAUCAUGCAGCCCCGCCGAUGCGGCCGACGGAGCAUACCAACUCUCAAUAACAGAGGGUUGUCCCAACAACUAGCGCAAACAUAGUCUUAACAAAUGACAACCCGUCGAGUUCAUUUUGCAGUAAAAGGACAGCGGUGAGUCACGUCAUCACUGAAAAUUAAUAUCUCAAGCCCCACAUUUACUGCAAAAUAGACCCAAAGUGGUGCCAUUUGUUUAUGCGAUGUUUGCGCUAGUUGUUGGGACACCCCUCUGUUAUUUAGAGAGUUGGUGCGCUCCGUCAGUCGCGGGAAUUGGAUACGGAAAAGUUGCGAGUGACAUCACUCGAAGUUAAUAUCUCUUUAUCUAUAAAACGUCAGCUGCACAAACAAUUGACACCAUUUGUAGCCAUUUUUAAUCAAAAUAGGGGGCUGGUUGACCUCUGAUUGACCUAUAAAAGAAUAGCACAAUAGCAGCACAAAUGAUUGACAUGAUUUUUGUUUUGUUUUUUUACAUAAAUUUGUGUCUGAUGAGGGGCCAACUUUACAGAGGUAGUUUUUUUUUUUUUUUUUUUUUUUUGAGGGUGCUCACUUAACUUGGCCACCAUUGUUAUAAAUGGAAGUUAACAACCACAUGAUGCCACUCGCAAAGCUGUAAUGUAGCAUAUUUAGACCAUAUUUAUUGGUCUAUCACAAACACAUGAUUGGCAGAUAGCCGAUAGGUUUUCUUGUUUUCCACAUUUGGAAGAAGUUUGGAAGUUGCUAUAUUUUUUUGUUUUUCAUACCGACAUGGUGAGGAUUUUUUUAGUUUCUCCAUGGAGAGUAAAUCUAGCCUUAAACGACACAAAUUCAGUGUUGCUUCUGCCUUAUUUGAUUUGUGAAGCUUGAAACUUGAAAAGAAGCCCGGCAGGUGUUGUCAUUUAUCAUCAGUCUUAAUAAAAAAUAAUUACAUUCCACUUGGGGCAGUUAUGAUGAC